Molecule: messenger RNA, 5198 nt
Organism: Ictidomys tridecemlineatus (thirteen-lined ground squirrel)
Lineage: Eukaryota; Metazoa; Chordata; Mammalia; Rodentia; Sciuridae
Gene: C3H21orf91
Product: chromosome 3 C21orf91 homolog
Source: RefSeq, a predicted model, not a curated record
CCUGUCCUGCCCGCGCCCCCUCCCAGGUCGUCCUGCCUCCUUCGAGCCCCACGUCCCAUAGCCCCUAUCGCUGCUGCGCGCCGAGUGCCCCUAAGGACCGAAAGACGGACGCGGGUCCAGGCUGUUUGAGGGACGGGCGUGCGCCCACAGUGCUGGAGGCCGGAUGGUGACCCGGUUCCCGAAACGCUGAGACUGACGGACGGCUGCUGUGGCCCUCGGAAGCCUUCCGAGUGGGAGGAAACCCGGGGCGAGUGGACGGGCGCUCCCGGCAGCCGGGCUCCGGUACCCUUCUCCCGCCCUGACCCCAGCUAGGGUCCCUUCUGCCGUGCCUCACCGGUCGCCGUCAGACUUUGGGGGCAGUAUGAACGAAGAGGAGCAGUUUGUAAACAUUGAUUUGGAUGAUGACAAUAUUUGCAGCGUUUGUAAACUGGGAACAGACAAAGAAACACUCUCCUUUUGCCACAUUUGUUUUGAGCUAAAUAUUGAAGGAGUACCAAAAUCUAAUCUUUUGCACACCAAGUCAUUAAGGGGCCAUAAAGACUGCUUUGAAAAAUACCAUUUAAUUGCAAACCAGGAUUGUUCUCGAUCUAAACUUACCAAAAGUACUUAUGAAGGAGUUAAAACUAUUUUGAGUAAGAAGAUAAACUGGAUUGUACAGUAUGCACAAAAUAAAGACCUGGAAUCAGAUUCCGAAUGUUCUAAAAAUCCCCAACAUCAUCUGUUUAAUUUUAGGCAUAAAACAGAUAAAAAAUUACUCCCACAGUUUGACUCUCAAGUACCAAAAUAUUCUGCAAAAUGGAUAGAUGGAAGUACAGGUGCCAUCUCAAACUGUACACAAACAAUUUUGGAGCAGAGGGAAAAUACAGACUUUGGCCUUGCUGUGUUACAAGAUUCAGGUGCCACCUUAUGCCAUGACAGCAUGUUAUGGCCUCACAGUCAUAACCAGGCACAAAAAAAAGAAGAGACUCUCUCAAGUCCAGAUGCUAAUGGCCAGACCCAGAGUCUACAUUACAGCAGAGAGGAAUUGAAUUUGAUGACUCUUGGUGAGGUAGAGCAACUGAAUGCAAAGCUCCGGCAACAAAUCCAGGAAGUAUUUGAAGAGUUAACACAUCAAGUACAAGAAAAAGAUUCUUUAUCUUCAGAGCUCCAUGUCCGUCAUGUCGCCAUUGAACAGCUUCUCAAGAACUAUUCCAAGUUACCAUGCCUACAAGUAGGACGAACAGGAAUGAAGACACACCUACCCAUAAACAACUGAACUAAUUAUUUUUUAUCAGUCUGCCAAGAAUGCAACUUGAAGAAGUUUUAAAGAAGGUUACGGUCCAUUUUUUUUAUGGUCAUUAAAUUUGCAAAGCUUAAGGCACAGUAUUUAACAUCUUUGUCUAAUAAAGCAGAUCAUUAUACCCUAGUCUUCUAGGAUAAUCAUUUGGCUUCAUUUUGGGAAUCUUUCUCAUAAUCACUAAAUGUCUCUCCCUAACUUUUAUCACGUGUAUGUUUAAAAAUACUGUUACAGUGUGAUUUUAUUGUCAAAACAAUAGAUUAACAAACUCCAUAUAUUAGCCUGAAUUACUAAAGAUAAUUUUAAAAGGGAAAUGGGAUUCAUAAUAAACACCUCUUAUUUACUAUGAGCAAUAUUUUAAUAUAAAAAAUUUUAUAUAUAAAAAUGCUAUUUUAGGUACCUUUUCAUUCUCUUUGUAAAUGUGUAUUUGAAUGGCUUUGUAUAUUUACACUUAUAUGUGUGAAUAUGCUCACCUAUAUUUCAGAUCACUUCAUUUUAUUCUCUUAAAUAUGAUGUUUUUACAGUUGUUAUCUUUCCUUCCAAAGAUAAAUGUAUUUUGGAGUAGAAAUCUAUCUAAUUGAGUUGUUUUAACUUCUAAUAACUUAUGAAAAUAAGAAUAACUUUUUAAAGUAAAUAUCCAAGUAUAUAAAAUACAUUAUUAUUUUCUAACAAAAGUAGUUCUGAGAUGGCUUAGGAAGAAGAUACUAAUCUAAUUUUGCCUCCAUAGAAGUGAAAACCUUUUCUACUUUAUUAUUACUUUCAUUCUAAUGACUUUGUUGUGUUAAAAUUUAGAUAGAGUAAGUCAAGCCUCACUUCCACGUCAAAAGUAAUAUCUUCAAUCUGAAAGUGUCCUAUUUUGGAAAAAACUUAUUUUCCACUUCACAUAAUUUCAAGAAUUCUUAAAUUGUCUGAAUUCUGUUAUCAGUGUCAUUGAAAUUAGUGUUCCAAGAAAGCUUUGUAAGGUGUUUUUCUAAAUUUUAGAAUCUAAGAUAACAUUGCUUGAUAUUAGAAAAAUAAAGCUUCUAAUUCAAUAAUCCUAUGUUUAGAAGGUUAUGCUUAUAAGCUGCCUAUGAUGUUUCCAAAGAGUUGUUAACUAUCAAGCAGCUAGAUAGUUUUAAUGAUGUAUUACAGCAAAUACUAUAAUCAAUGAAAAAUACCAGUGGAUUCUAAAUUCUGUUUUCUGCUGGUGCUUAGAAUGUAUUUAUGAGGUAGAUCCUUUGGUUGAAAGAAUCUACAGAGAAGUCUGUCUAUUCACUCAGCAGCCUCAUACAUAAAGAUAUGAAUGACUUCUGCUUAAAUUUGGCAGCUUAUCCCAGGUUGGGUCAGAUUUUAGUCUUAAACACAAACAGUAUUUAAGAUAUUCUUCAGUCUCAUUGAAGGGAACUUUCUAUAAUGCUAAGAUGUAUGAAACUGGACUGAGGAUAAUAAUUGCUAAUCUCAUUGAUUUAAUUUUUCUUUAAAAUAUGACAUAACUGUCAAGCUUUUUAUAGGGAGCUCUUGAAAUAUUCUUUCAGUUUCUCUCAAUUCUUUGAGUCAUCCAGAAUGAAUUUUAAAUCCAGGGAGUAGGAAUGUGGAUGCAUUGCCUUAGUUUUAAUAAGCUUUAAAUUGAAUACGUGCAAUAUGAAAAUAUCCAAAUGUAUACGUUGACUAAAGACUUGUGCUGAUUAUGCCAGUUAGUAUUUUAGUGCUUAGUUGUUAUGGUUACAUUUUCAAAUUUGACUUUACUCUUUUUUAGCAUAAUUCAUUAAGAAUGUUACCAGCCUGAGUAGUUGCACAUAUUUGGGCUUCUGUUUAGAUAACUUUGGGACAGUCAUAAAAGUUUGGGAUGUGUUGCAUUUCAUAUCAGGAGUAGCAUAUUUCCAGAAUAUGAGCCAUAUGGUACAGUCCUAAAUACAGUAGUGUUAUCCAAAGGAAAUGUUUGCUUAUCCCUUAGAGUUUUUUGGCAAAUACAUAGCUUUUACUAAUGAGUUCAGAAUGAUUGGGUAGGAUUGUGCAUGUACUAAGGUUUAAUUGAGGACUUCUAUUUAUUCCAUUUAGAUAGUUCUGCUUAAGCUUGUUUUCAAGGGAAAGGUGCUCCUAAACUGUCUAUGGUGCUGGUAUUCACACUAGUACUUACUCAGAUGAACUUCUAGGAAAAAAAUUUUGAAAUAUUUUGCAUAGCAGUCUAUCCAAAUAUUUGGUAAACUUAUAUAUUCUCAUCCUUUGUUGAUUGAAUAUGCAAGUAUUGUAUGCUAAAAUAAGGUUCAGGAACAGAGUUGAAUUAUAACUUGAGAGAACAUGAAAUCACAAAUUCCAUAUUUGGCUGUUUUGUACAGUUGUUAGUACAUUUUGAGAAAGUUUAGAAAAAUAUCUCACGUAUGACUUCAGUUUCAAAAAUGGCAAAAAAAAAAAAAAAAUCACUGCCAGUGAGACACUACUGACAUUUUCAGAGCUUUUUUUUUUUUUUUUUUUUUGUAUUAGUUUCGUAAUUAGACAAAUUGAGUUUUAGAAAACUGGAAGUCAAAUGUGAUAAGGCCUUGGAUUUGAUACCCAGCAUCACAAAAAGAUAAGUAACUAAAUAAAGUGUUUAAAUUGUUGUAAUAUUUACUUUUGAGAUUCAUCAUCUUAUCCAUUAAUCCUGGUGUUAAUAUCUAAGUCCUUAAAAAGACAUGCACUUGAGAUACCAAUAACAUGAUUCAGGCAGCCAAAUGAUGUUCUAUUCCAUUAUGUAGUUUCUUUCCCAUAUGCUGAUAUCAGAGCAAAGAGAUGUUCUUAGUUUUUCAAAGUACAUGUUCAUUUUACCAUAAAGUGCCCAUUUUUAUAUGCAUUUAAGAGUUAUUUUUAAAUAGAAAGUUCAUGUUGGAAAAUUAUUACAAAAAUAUAAUUGAAAUAUAUUUUAUUGUCAUCUUGAUAGAUUUCUUGGUUUUGUUUUACAGUAUUUCUGCCAUUGAAAAUGGUUUAAAGUGUUUGGGGUUUUUUAAAAUAAUUGUUUACCUUGGUGUUUACACUGUUGAGACUUACCAGUUUUUGCUAGUUUUUUUAAAUAAGUUUUUUAGAUCUCUUUUUGUGUUAAAGUUUACCUAUUUUGAUUUUAUUGUUUUAUUUUAGAGGAAGUCUGCUUUUAUUGUUAACAUUAUAAAAUGUCAUAAAAAAUGUUUGAGCUCUAAAGUUAAGUAGAAAUUUUAAACUAUUUGUAUAGUCUAUUAGGUUCAGAUUAAUAACUGUAAAGUUAGAUGUACAUGAAAACUUCUAAAUGGAAUAUUGUGUAAAGUCCUUGUAGUGUUAUAUUUUAUGACUUUUGCCAGUUCAUUUAUAGACAUGUAAUAACAUUGCUUAUGCUAAAAUAAGAUAUUUGAGUAUUUUAAGUACAUAUUAAGUUUAAUAUUCUAUAAGAUUUUCAGAUACCAUCUGUUCAGAUGUGACUGUAAAGCAAACAUAACUGAUUUGAUUUCAGUAUAUGAUUGCAUUUUUCACUUAAGAUUUGUGGAAAUGAUUAUUUGAGGAAAUCUGUGGUAAAAAUUAGUAAGAGAUAAAGCUCUCAACAAGUUAUGCUUGCGAAGUUAAGUGGUAAUGGGAUAAAGGAGCAUUUAUUUACCAGAGUAAUAAGAUAAUGGGAUUUGGCCCAAAGGAGGAGGGCUACAAUUCUGUGUUUGGGAUAUUGAGGUUCCAUCUUGCAUCUCCAUAUUUGCCUUUCACGUUUGUCAUUGUUUUGGUGUAGGCUAACCUAUUAAGUAACUUCAGGCUAUGGUUAUAUGAUUACUUUGCUGUGAAUCAUAUUAUUGCAAGUUGGUUCCAUUACUUUUUUUUAACACCUAGUUUAUAACAUAUCUUUCUCUGCUGUUUUAAGUUUAGUUCAUAUUAGAAGUGCAUCUCAGUGAUUUUGAAUUUUAAACUUACCAAAGUGCAACAACAAAAAUCAUGGAGAUGAAUACUACCCUUUCCC